CAAGUGGCCUUUUGUACUCCACCGUCCACCGAUCUUCUAACACCACACAACACAAAACUCCCUAAAUACACUCCCCUUCGUUGUUGUUUGAUUUGGCUGUCAACAUCUCUGACUAGAGUCCACUCUUUCUGCAAUUCAGUCUUUGAACUUUUUCGAUCUGCAAUUCAAAAAGUUAUGCCAAAUUGAAUUGUCGGUGGGUUUCUCUGAUAGCAUUAUUAAUGGCACAUUUCUGGCAUUAACAAAUGAAGAAUAUAAUCUUCGUGUAGAAUUGUAUCGAAGUUUUACCAAUUCAAUAACGUACUCCGUUGGAUCUGAUGGAACUUUAAUAGCUCAAGAUGAAGGCACUUAUCCUUGUUGGAGGGUUCGGUACUCGGCUCAGGCCACUCACCCUCAGCGUCCCAAAGCCACUAGUUGAAUUUGCCAACAAACCGAUGAUUUUGCAUCAGAUCGAGGCUCUCAAGGCCGUCGGAGUAACCGAAGUUGUACUGGCUAUUAAUUACCAACCUGAGGUGAUGCUGAACUUCUUGAAAGAAUUUGAGGCAAGCCUUGGAAUCAAGAUCACCUGUUCUCAAGAAACUGAACCACUUGGCACUGCUGGUCCCCUUGCUUUGGCUAGAGACAAGCUGAUUGAUGAUUCUGGUGAACCAUUUUUUGUUCUUAAUAGUGAUGUUAUCAGUGAAUAUCCUUUUAAGGAGAUGAUUGAAUUCCAUAAAUCCCAUGGAGGUGAGGCUUCUUUGAUGGUGACCAAGGUGGAUGAGCCUUCUAAAUAUGGUGUUGUCGUCAUGGAAGAAUCCACAGGGCAAGUAGAGAGAUUUGUGGAGAAGCCAAAGUUAUUUGUUGGCAACAAGAUCAAUGCUGGAUUUUACCUGCUGAACCCUUCUGUUCUAGACAGAAUUCAAUUACGGCCAACAUCAAUUGAGAAAGAGGUUUUUCCGAAAAUUGCAGCAGAGAAGAAACUGUAUGCCAUGGUGCUACCUGGAUUUUGGAUGGACGUUGGCCAGCCAAAAGAUUACAUUACUGGCCUCAGGCUCUAUUUGGAUUCUUUAAAGAAGAACUCUUCACCUAAAUUGGCUUCAGGAUCACACAUUGUCGGAAAUGUCAUUGUCGAUGAGUCUGCCAAAAUUGGAGAGGGUUGUUUGAUAGGACCAGAUGUUGCAAUUGGUUCUGGAUGUGUGAUUGAGUCUGGAGUUAGACUCUCCCGUUGCACUGUGAUGAGAGGAGUCCGCAUCAAAAAACAUGCAUGCAUUUCAGGUAGCAUCAUUGGCUGGCAUUCUACUGUUGGACAAUGGGCUCGUGUCGAGAACAUGACCAUUCUUGGAGAAGAUGUCCAUGUUUGUGAUGAAGUUUACAGCAAUGGAGGUGUGGUUUUGCCCCACAAGGAGAUCAAAUCUAGCAUAUUGAAACCUGAAAUAGUGAUGUGAGGAUAUCAUGUUUGUUAGCACUAGGAUAAAGUUAUGUAUUCGGUGUCUUUAUGAUGUCUUUUUCAUCACCUGUUCCUUUUUUGGUUGGUUUCCAGUUUUCCUCUUCUUCAAGUGUCAAUGAAAAUUUGUGUGAUAACUUUUCUGCUAAAUUGUAGUUAUGUUAUGAAGGGUAUGAGAUAUUGUAGAGACUAGAGACUGGAAAUGUGUAAUUUUUCCUAUGUAUAGAUAAAUAAAAUUUCUCCUUAUGGUUUUCCUUA
Molecule: messenger RNA, 1678 nt
Organism: Capsicum annuum
Lineage: Eukaryota; Viridiplantae; Streptophyta; Magnoliopsida; Solanales; Solanaceae
Product: mannose-1-phosphate guanylyltransferase 1
Exons: 6
Coding region: 336-1421 (361 amino acids)
Biological process (GO): GDP-mannose biosynthetic process; cell wall mannoprotein biosynthetic process
Cellular component (GO): cytoplasm
Molecular function (GO): GTP binding; mannose-1-phosphate guanylyltransferase (GTP) activity
Source: RefSeq, a predicted model, not a curated record